Molecule: messenger RNA, 2124 nt
Organism: Cyclopterus lumpus (lumpfish)
Lineage: Eukaryota; Metazoa; Chordata; Actinopteri; Perciformes; Cyclopteridae
Gene: afg1lb
Product: AFG1 like ATPase b
Cellular component (GO): cytoplasm; mitochondrion
Molecular function (GO): ATP binding; ATP hydrolysis activity
Source: RefSeq, a predicted model, not a curated record
GCGUUUUGAAAACAUCAUGGCGGCGUACACGGCCACCACAGCCGCCAGAUACUCAAAAUUUGUUUUUCGAAGAGACACUUUUCUGACCUCAAAGAAAGUCAGCCGACUGUCAGCCAUUUACUCAGGAAACGGUUACGCUAGUUGGAGGACCUGCAGUUCAUCCUGCUCGGAGUCUCCAGCAGCAGAUACUUGUGCCUUCAGUGGACACUAUAGUCGCCUCGUUCAGUGUGGCUCCCUGAAGAAAGAUGCUCAGCAAACACACGUUCUCCAGCAGCUGUCUCAGCUGCAGCUCACCCUGGAGAACUACAGUAACAGCAUCUACCUAAACUCUAACGAUUACAACAAUCAGCCUUCAAAAGAAGAUAAAGACCCCCACAUUACAGCUGAACACAAAGGUGGUGGGUCUGCUACUAAGGAGGAACCCUCUCCACCACCACCACCCAAAGGCUUCUACAUCUAUGGAGAUGUUGGCACAGGGAAGACCAUGCUCAUGGACAUGUUUUAUUCCCAUGUGGAAAACACUUGUAAAAAGAGAGUCCACUUCAAUGGCUUCAUGUUGGACAUCCACAAAAGGAUCCAUCGGAGGAAACAAAGCCUGCCAAAACGGAAGCUCGGAAAAUCCACCUAUGACCCCAUAUCACCGGUUGCCAUGGAGAUCAGCAAUGAAACCUGCCUGUUGUGUUUUGAUGAGUUUCAGGUGACCGACAUUGCUGAUGCCAUGAUCCUGAAGCAGCUGUUUGAGACGCUGUUCAAGACUGGCGUGGUGGUGGUGGCCACCUCCAACAGACCUCCUGAUGAUCUGUACAAAAACGGACUUCAGAGGGACACCUUCCUACCUUUCAUCGACGUGCUAAAGGAGUAUUGCCACCCCAUGUGCCUGGACUCUGGGAUCGACUACAGGAGGCUGGAUAACACUGCAGUGGGGAAACUCUACCACCUCACAGGGGAGCCUGGUGCCGAGGCCUUCUUGGAUGCGCUGUUUGAGGAGCUGGCCGUAAGUCAGAAAUGUGUUACAGGCCCUCAGUUGCUCACAGUUCUGGGCAGAGACGUGACUCUAGAAAAGACCUGUGGCUCCAUCGCUGACUGUAGUUUUGAUGAGCUGUGUGGCAGACCUCUGGGGGCCAGUGACUACCUGGAAAUGGCACGGCUCUUUGACACCAUAUUCAUUCGCCAUGUUCCCAUUCUGACAUUGACGCUGAAGGAUCAGGCCAGACGCUUCACCACCCUCAUAGACAACUUCUACGACAACAAGGUGAGAGUGGUGCUGCUGGCAGCUUCUCCUUUAGAAAGGCUGUUUGUCCACACUGGAGGGGACAAUGAGAAGGACAGACAACUGCUGGAUGACCUGGGCCUCAGCGGGGAGGCAGCCGAGCGCCUGACACUGUUCACAGCCGAGGAGGAGAUCUUUGCCUUCCAGAGGACCGUCUCCAGACUGAUGGAGAUGCAAACUGAAUCAUACUGGAUGAAAGGAGAGCGCAGUCGCAGCAAGAAACACAUGAACACCUAACAUCCACUGCUGACCGCCUGAUAAUCGUGUAGACCUCAAGACAACGCUGUACCUCACUAACUACUCAUACUACUCAAGAGAAGUUCAUAAUUAGCAGAAAAAGAAAAGACUCCGCAGAAAAUAUAUAACAAAACUCGCUACCUGUUUUUGAUUUGGAUCCGACUCCUAUUGAUCUCAUGCAUGUGUGUUCUACCGUUUUACGGUUUGGUCCUCUUCUAAGAGGUGUGCUCUCUCCCCCUUGUGGACCAUUUAUUUUAAGGAAUAUGGAAACCUGCCCAACAUGUGUGAACCACAAGGCAAACAGGUGCUCACUUCAGAGAGACAAAGUGUCCCUAAGAGUAGUUGGCUACCUCCCUCUAGUGGGCGAAUGUGUGAAGGGUGAGACAAUUCUCAAGCUGUUCCUGUUUUUAGGAACAAUAGUAAUCUCUGUGCGGUUUCUCUAUAAAAUCUGGUAAAUGUUGUGCAUGAUAUUAAUCUGAAUAUUCCACCCAUUAAGCCCACUAGCUGUUAGAUUGGCAUUGAUGUAUUCAGCAAGAUGGUUUGACUACAGUUUCUAUUUAUAACACUGCAGUAAAACACUUUGUGAACACGUAUAAUAAAAUUGUCAACACUAAUAA